AUGGAGGCUGAUUACGAAGAGCUUGAUGAGCAUCCAAUCAUGAAAAGAGAAGGCAUGCGACUUGUGAUGCGCACGGUCGAAAAUUCGUUCGCCCUCAGAAGGGCUCUGCUACAAUCUCACAACAGUCCAAAUGGAGAACGAACAUUCGAUCAUGCGAUAUCACCCACAUCCUUCUGCAAUUCAAUGACGGCCUCGAAGCUCAAUAAUAAAAAAUUAUCAGUUGGCUUGACAGUAGACAAACAUCCCGCCAUGUCAUCAAUUGCCAUGCCGAACUGGAGCUCUGACUCUUCGAAGCGGCUCAUCUGA
Messenger RNA from Botrytis porri, 306 nucleotides. RefSeq lists its product as uncharacterized. The transcript has 2 exons. The record is from RefSeq and is a predicted model, not a curated record. Bases 1 to 306 code for a protein of 101 amino acids. NCBI's taxonomy places the organism in Eukaryota, Fungi, Ascomycota, Leotiomycetes, Helotiales, Sclerotiniaceae.